UUCGCCACUCCCUCCAGACAUUGGGACACAUCUCUCGAACUUACGCGUCAGCAUCAGACAGACCGUCGGGCACCGCACUCAGAACCUUUCGUCCAACAAGAGCUUCGCACGUUUACCCACGUCCUCACUCGAACAACAAAAAUGCGCUUCGGUGGACGUUCCCGCCUCAUCGGCAUGGGCCUAUUCGCCAUCAUGUCAGUCUCCGCCGCAUCGGAAAUGAUCUUGCCUCUGGGCGAAGGCAUCUUCCAUAAGAGACAGGACACUACGGCUGUCUCAAGCCGUCCUCCAGCCGCGUCCAGCGGAGGAGACACUCCAGUACCUACCAGUUCUCCAGAGGAACCGUCUUCAGUAGCACCAACCUCAGCAGCUCCGACCUCUGCUCAGCCAACACAGGAUGACAAUUCGUCUGGCGACUCUUCUCCAACACCUACAUCAAAUCGACCCUCUUCGAAUGGUGGUGACGCUGCUACCACUGUUCGUACGACGCUCUCUGAAACUCUUGAAACUACACCUCUUGUCACUCAGGUAACAAGAAUUACUGUCAUUACUUCUCGUGUCACAUCAGGAUCGUCCGUUUUCGACACGGCCAUUACUUCGGAAGUGGUCAGUGAGAUGACCACUGGCUCUGCUGUGGCGACUUUGUCUCCAAGCAAUGACGGCUCCAACUCUGACGGCGGCCUGAGUUCCACAAAUCAAAAGAUUGUCGGGGGAGUAGUGGGUGGCGUGGGUGGUGCUCUCCUGCUUGGAGGCAUCGUCCUUGUAUUCCUACGCCUCCGCAAGAAGCGUCAAAAUAAGGUUCAAAUCGAUGACGACUUCGCCGGCAUGGACUAUAAGCGCAACGAGAACAGUCGCAACAGCGAACCGUUGAACAACUCAACGUUCCAAAACGCCAAUGACCAGUAUCAUCAGCCUGCUGCUCGACCAAAUGCUGCCGCGAACUUCUAAUCCCACAUAUGCGCUCACCAAAACUUACGAAUAAUGACAUACCUACCCAAUCGUCCUCUGUAAAUUCUAUCGAAGCCUUUACCAGACCAUCGAGUCAAU
Messenger RNA from Pseudovirgaria hyperparasitica, 1044 nucleotides. RefSeq lists its product as uncharacterized. The transcript has a single exon. NCBI's taxonomy places the organism in Eukaryota, Fungi, Ascomycota, Dothideomycetes, Acrospermales, Acrospermaceae. The record is from RefSeq and is a predicted model, not a curated record. Bases 142 to 945 code for a protein of 267 amino acids.